Asparagus officinalis (garden asparagus) is the source of this 1743-nucleotide messenger RNA. Its product is annotated as glutamate decarboxylase. Gene Ontology annotation, biological process: L-glutamate catabolic process. The record is from RefSeq and is a predicted model, not a curated record. NCBI's taxonomy places the organism in Eukaryota, Viridiplantae, Streptophyta, Magnoliopsida, Asparagales, Asparagaceae. The transcript is spliced from 7 exons. Bases 112 to 1602 code for a protein of 496 amino acids. Gene Ontology annotation, cellular component: cytosol. Gene Ontology annotation, molecular function: pyridoxal phosphate binding; glutamate decarboxylase activity.
UUGUCCACCAACCCUAUAAAUAUCGUCAUCCUACAAAUCCAAUCACCCACAACUUUGAGCAAUCAAAAACUUAAAAUUUCGUUCCUCUCUCCGAAUUCAAGGGUCAAACCCAUGGCUCUCUCCAAAACUACUUCUGAAUCCGAUAUAUCGAUCCACUCCACUUUCGCUUCAAGAUACGUUCGGGCCGCUCUCCCAAGGUUUCGGAUGCCGGAGAAUUCGAUACCGAAGGAGGCAGCGUAUCAGAUAAUCAACGAUGAGCUGAUGCUCGAUGGAAAUCCGAGGCUGAACCUGGCUUCGUUUGUGACUACAUGGAUGGAGCCAGAGUGUGAUAAGCUUAUUAUGGCUGCGAUUAACAAGAAUUAUGUCGAUAUGGAUGAAUACCCCGUUACCACUGAGCUUCAGAAUCGAUGCGUGAAUAUGAUUGCCCAUCUCUUCAAUGCUCCGCUUGGUGACUCGGAAACUGCGGUAGGAGUUGGAACAGUGGGCUCCUCUGAGGCCAUUAUGCUUGCUGGGCUAGCAUUCAAGAGGAGGUGGCAGAACAAACGCAGGGCCGAGGGAAAGCCUUGUGACAAGCCCAACAUUGUCACCGGAGCAAAUGUCCAAGUUUGCUGGGAGAAGUUUGCGAGGUACUUUGAAGUUGAGCUGAAGGAAGUGAAGCUAAGAGAUGGGUACUAUGUUAUGGACCCUGAAAAGGCUGUGGACACGGUAGACGAGAACACUAUUUGUGUGGCUGCGAUCUUGGGUUCGACACUUAAUGGAGAAUUUGAGGAUGUCAAGCUCCUGAACGACCUCUUGAUUGAGAAGAACAAAGAAACAGGGUGGGAUACACCAAUUCACGUAGACGCAGCAAGUGGUGGAUUUAUUGCCCCGUUCCUGUACCCGGAGCUAGAAUGGGACUUCCGACUUCCUCUAGUGAAGAGCAUCAACGUUAGCGGCCACAAAUAUGGCCUAGUGUAUGCAGGCAUUGGGUGGGUCAUUUGGAGGAGCAAAGAGGACUUGCCUGAGGAACUCGUUUUCCAUAUUAAUUAUCUCGGAGCUGAUCAACCUACUUUCACUCUCAAUUUCUCCAAAGGUUCUAGUCAGAUUAUCGCGCAAUACUAUCAGUUAAUUCGCUUGGGGUUCGAGGGAUACAAGAACAUAAUGGAGAACUGCCAAGAAAACGCAAUGGUCCUAAAACAAGGCCUCGAAAAAACCGGUAGAUUCAAUAUCGUUUCCAAGGACAAUGCCGUCCCCUUAGUUGCAUUCUCGCUCAAAGAUCGAACCAGACACAAUGAGUUUGAAGUGUCAGACCACCUGAGACGUUUCGGUUGGAUCGUGCCAGCUUACACAAUGCCACCCGAUGCACAACACAUCACAGUCUUACGAGUCGUUAUUAGAGAGGAUUUCAGUCGAACGCUCGCUGAGAGGCUCGUUCUUGAUAUAGAGAAGGUUCUUCAUGAGCUCGAUACAUUGCCUUCAAAGUUGCUUAUGACUAGUGAAGAGAAGAAGGUGAUGAGGAAUACUAAUGGGGUUGUUAAGAAGAAUGCACUUGAGACUCAGAGGUCGGUGACGGAGGCUUGGAAGAAGUUUGUUUUGAGUAAGAAGACCAAUGGAGUUUGUUAAUUAGCCUGUUAUAUAAAGAUUGGGACUAUUUUCUUAUUUAUGAGUAUUCGUAGUCUUGUGUUAGUAAUUUUUAUGAGGUAUGAAUGUAAAGACUAUUAUGUAUUUUCGUUCAAAAAAAAAAAAGACUAUUAUGUAUUUGAG